AAGAGGCGCUCAGCUGUAGCCCUGGCAAAGAGCGAAGCGUGCGGUCCGGAGAGAGACGCUCCUCCAACAGUUGACAGCGGUGCGGACAGAGGGAGUACCCUGUGGUAGAGUAGUGGGGACAAGACACUUUGGGGCGGACGGUGUACUUUUUGUUCAUAAUGAUGGCUGACCACCAUUUGCACUAUAGCGACUCAGCGGCGAUCGGAAAUCGAUUUGCACGCAAAGGAGCUCUGCGCCAGAAAAACGUCCACGAAGUGAAAAACCACAAAUUUACUGCGAGGUUUUUCAAGCAGCCGACCUUCUGCAGCCACUGCACGGACUUCAUUUGGGGUUUUGGGAAACAAGGAUUCCAGUGCCAAGUGUGCUGUUUUGUGGUUCACAAACGCUGCCAUGAGUUCGUCACCUUCUCCUGCCCAGGAGCUGACAAAGGGCCGGACACUGACGACCCCAGAAGCAAGCACAAGUUCAAGAUCCACACGUACGGCAGCCCCACUUUCUGUGACCACUGUGGCUCCCUGCUCUACGGACUCAUCCACCAGGGGAUGAAGUGCGACACCUGCGACAUGAACGUGCACAAGCAGUGUGUGGUCAACGUUCCGAGCCUGUGCGGGACGGACCACACAGAGCGCCGCGGACGCAUCUUCCUCAAGAUAGAGGUCACCGGCGACAGGCUGCACAUCACAGGUGGGACCAGCGCUGGUGGGACGCCGCCUCCACUCCGCCUCUCUGGGAAACACUGGAACCCCGUUCUCACACACACCGUUCUGUCAUCUUGUGUUGUGUUGUUCAUGAUGUAUAUCAAAUGUUCCAUUCAUCAUAUUUUAACUGCGGUUUUUCAGUACUAUACACAGUACUCACACGUUUGUUCUAUUUGUUAUUCAAUAUGUAUUUAUUUAGUGCUGUUAAACGUCAAAAGGAGAAUCACUCAGACAUUUUAUUUUAUAUUGGCAGUUAACUGCAUAAAAAAUGUACAUUGAUAUUGCAUGCUUACAUUAAAAAAUACAUUCAAAAGCAUAUUUUCUACUCGUUAGGUUUGGUUGCCGGUUUAAAUUUUCCUCUGUUCUUACAUUCAUGAGCAAGUCAUUCAACCCUUGUGCGCUCCUGUUAGCUGGCAUUAGUCGUCCACAACAGAUACUCCAUGGCCGUGAAAAAGAAUGCGUGUGUCGAUGAAUGAGAGUGCAUUCAUUUGCACUUUGAACAGCCCAUCGGGACUCUGUUAAAGUGCUGGGUGAUUACAGUGUUUGUCCGUUACAUGUUAUGAUGUAUUUUAAAGGACAUGAACUAGCAACCACUGAAAGGCCAGAGAGAGAGAGAGAGAGAGAGAGAGAGAGAGAGAGAGAGAGAGAGAGAGAGAGAGAGAGAGAGAGAGGGGGGGAGAGAAAGGGAGAGAGAGGGAGAGAGAGGGAGAGAGAGGGAGAGUGAAAAAUAUUAUGCGUGGAAAUCUGAAAAGAGUUUAAAGGUUGAACGGACAUUUGAACUGUGGUGAUGACGCUUUUACAUUUAAGGGCUGAUCUUGAAAAAACGUGAUUGUUGCGGCGUGCGGCGGUGCUUGGUAGCAGUUGGGGUCAUUCCUGGGAGAGAAUGGCGGAAAAAUAAGAUGAAAAGCAAAUCUUUGUAUUGAAAUGUGUGUGUGCGAAUAUUGACUGUAUUGUCUUUGUAAAUGAGCCAGUCAAAUGAGCAGCACCUUUGGUUGAUACAUUAACAGUACAGUGAACCCCUCCACAGUCCUGCUCAACAAGCCUUCCCGCACUCUCACACACACACUCACACACAAACACACACACACACACACACACACACACACACACACACACACACACACACACACACACACACACACACCACACACACACACACACACACACACACACACACACACACACACACACACACACACAAACAAAACAAAACAAAA
This is a messenger RNA of Gadus macrocephalus (Pacific cod), 1915 nucleotides long. RefSeq names its product protein kinase C alpha type-like. Gene Ontology annotation, biological process: protein phosphorylation. NCBI's taxonomy places the organism in Eukaryota, Metazoa, Chordata, Actinopteri, Gadiformes, Gadidae. The transcript has 5 exons. Gene Ontology annotation, molecular function: protein serine/threonine kinase activity; ATP binding. The record is from RefSeq and is a predicted model, not a curated record. Bases 159 to 977 code for a protein of 272 amino acids.